Molecule: messenger RNA, 4827 nt
Organism: Phragmites australis (common reed)
Lineage: Eukaryota; Viridiplantae; Streptophyta; Magnoliopsida; Poales; Poaceae
Product: putative disease resistance protein RGA3
Exons: 6
Coding region: 543-4817 (1424 amino acids)
Biological process (GO): defense response to fungus
Molecular function (GO): protein binding; ADP binding
Source: RefSeq, a predicted model, not a curated record
ACUGUUCAUCCGUGACUCGCGAGGAUCCGUGCCGCUCUGGUAGACUGGUGCACGGGCCCCGACUCGCGAGGCUCGCGGGCUGCAGAGACGGCUGGACCGACCUCCUCUCGCCGGUUGCGCAAGCCGCGGCGGCGGCAGCGUGGACGCCACCCGGCUGUUCCACGGUCGGGAGAUGCAAGACGCGCCACGGUGGUCGGGGUUUGAGAUACCGACCUGGUGUUUGGGAAAUGUACUGCCGACCAUGGUGGUCGGGGAACGGAAUCCCGACCACUCAGUGUGCGCGCGCGCCUCACGUCCGGGUAGCGGUGGGGCUGCGUCGCUGAGGAGAAGCUUCGCUGGCGCCGCUCCACCUUCUUCGUCGAGGUGCUUAGCCAACACAGCUUGACUUGACUCCCACCUUCCACGAAAUGCAUUCUGAGACUUCAAGUGCACCGACACUCAGCUGAAACACUAUAAGAGCUUCAUACAAGUGCACCAUCUCUGAAAGACUUCGAGCGUUUUACACUUACUCCAAUUAGCUUACCAACUCUGAAUACCGCACCAUGACCAUGGGCAUGGUUGUCGGAGAGAUGCUUGUGUCCGCUCUCUUGAAGGUGGUCGUGGGGCAGCUUGGCGCGGUCAUUGGCCCUGAGGUCAGCUUGCUGUGGAAAUUCAAGGAUGAUUUGGAGUCCAUUCGGAGAACACUGGCGACACUGCAAGCUGUGUUGAACGACGCCGAGAAGCGAUCGUCAAGGGAGGAAUGUGCGCGCCUCUGGCUCAAGAGGCUUAAGUCUGCUGCUUAUGACAUUCAGGACAUGCUGUGGGAACUGGAAUUCAUGAACGGUCUGAAGGGCACGGUUCAGGAUACUGACCACAGUGUGUUUCGGAAGGUUACACAGUUUCGAUCACAUGUCACCAUUGCCCACAAGAUGAAGAAGAUGAGACAGAUGUUGGAGAAGAUUAAAGACGAAGCAAGACUUGAUAUAUUCAAUUUCAAGUCUGAAAGUUGCUCCUUAGAUGAGGAUAUUAAUAGCAGAGCAACAUUUUCUUCUGUCAGUGAAGAUAUUGUGGGGAGGGCCAUUGAGAAAGAAACAAUAGUUAGCAUGUUGACUACUUACAGUGAAGAAGAGAUUCUGACCAUCUCCGUUUAUGGCUUUGGUGGCCUUGGUAAGACAACUCUUGUUAGGCUAGCUUUCAAUGAUGAGAAUGUUGGAGGAGUUUUCGAUUACCGAGUAUGGGUUUAUGUAUCUAUGAAAUUUGAUCUGAAGAAGAUUGCUGAAUCUAUAAUUUCUGAAGUUGAGGGUAGCUGCAUUUGUGCAAACCUUCAGGAGGUUACUCGUCGUCUCCAGAGUGUACUUGCUGGUAAGAAGUUCUUGGUUGUUCUUGAUGACCUGUGGGAAGAAAAUGGGUGCCAAUUGUUAAAGCUGAAGGCAAUGCUCAAUGGUGGUGCAAAAGGAAGUAAGAUCGUCAUAACUACACGCAGUGAGAAAAUUGCUGCCCUGAUGCAUCCUAGCAUUCCUUACAAGAUGGAUGUCCUAUCAGAUGAUGAUUGUUGGAUUUUGUUUAAGCAAAGAGCCUUUGUUCCUGGAAGGGAUGAUCAUAGGAUAGAAGAAAUUGGAAGAGAUAUAGUGAAGAAGUGCAAAGGUGUGCCCUUGUCUGCACAAGCUCUGGGUUUCGUGAUGCGAUUCAAGGAAGGAGUGGCUGCAUGGGAAGCAGUGAGGGACAGUGAAAUCUGGGAGAUGGAGGAAGAUCAGAAUAUCAUGCCAUCGUUGAAGCUUAGUUACUGCAGCAUGCCUUGUCACCUGAGAUUGUGCUUUGCGUACUGUGCGGUUUUCUCCAAAGGAGCUGUCAUAGACAAGGACAUGCUGAUACAGCAGUGGAUUGCACUUGGAUUGAUUCAACCAGCCAGUGGAAGCUUGACACUUGAAAAGCGUGGUGAGGAGUACGUCCGUGAACUAGUGAGCAUGUCCUUCCUUCAGGCUUCGAUAUCAUCCUUGGCAGCUAACCACCGCAUGAAAGCUGCAAGGGUAUUCCAGAUGCAUGAUUUGGUGUAUGACUUAGCAAGAUGCGUUGCUAACGAAGAAUUCCUAUUCAUGGAUGCCAAAAAGAGUAGCACUGCUAGUGCUGGAAUUGAUGACCACCGAUAUACUGUACUGAUGAAUUACAUCGAUAUACCAAUGAACAGCAAGGCUGUACUUGGUAAGGCAAGAUCGCUCCAUUUUAGGGAUUGCAAAGGGCUGCAGAUUUCUGGGAGAUCAUUUACCCUGACCCUGAGUAAAUUCUUGCGAGUCUUGGACAUAAGUGGCUGUUCUAUCUUAGAGUUACCCAGUCAACUAAAUCAGAUGAAGCAAUUACACUAUCUUGAUGCAUCAGGAAUGCAAAGUCAAAUGAAAUUCACUGGUUUGCAAAGCCUAAACGCACUAAACCUUUCAGCAAGCUAUUUUCAAAAAUUGCCAGUUGAAAUAGGUAACCUUGACAAAUUGCAUUACUUAAACCUUCAUGAUUGUUCUCGCCUCAUGUUAAUACCUGAGUCCUUUUGUGAACUAAGGGAUUUGGUGCAUCUAGACCUAUCAGGAUGCAUCAACUUACAGACUCUACCAACAUCAUUCGGCAAACUCCACAAGCUCUCAUUCUUGGACAUGUCUGGCUGUCUCAAUCUAUUUAGCUUGCCGAAGUCGUUCUGUGACCUUUAUCAUUUAGAGGACCUUAAUUUAUCAUCUUGUCAUGAACUUAGAGGGUUACCAUUGUCAUUCGGCAAUCUUCAACAGCUCCUCAUCCUGGACAUGUCCAUGUGUCAUAAGAUUCACACUUUGCCCAUGUCACUGUGUAAUCUCCUACAUUUAGAGAGUCUCAAUUUGUCAUGCUGUUAUGAACUUCAAGAACUCCCUGAGGAUUUUGGAAAACUUCACGGACUUCGUGUUAUGGACCUAAGUGACUGCCGCAGACUUCAAACAUUGCCCUCUUCCUUUACCGACCUUGUAAACAUAGAGAAACUGAUCUUAUCUGACUGCUGGGAGCUGAGAAAGCUUCCAGAAUCACUUGGGAACCUACGGAAAAUUCAGGUUUUGGACCUAUCAUGCUGUUCACAACUUUUUGCAUUACCUGAGACUGUUGCUAACCUCACCAAUUUAGAGCACCUAAAUCUGUCAUGCUGUAUUAGCCUUGAAAUGAUGCCUGGAGACUACCGCAGCUUAAGGAAACUUAAGCUAUUGAACAUCUCAUAUUGUUUCAAGCUCCGUAUCCCUGAUGGCAUAGCCAAUAUGUGUGACCUCAGGUGUUUGUUAGUGGUUGGGUUGGAUGGUUACUCUUGUUCGAAUAAGGAUGAUCUCAAUUUUGUAAAUAGUUCAAUGCGUAUGCCUAAGAUAGAUUUAACUGAAAAGACCAACCUCGGUAGUGAUUUCCAUGGGAUCUUGAAGCAUAAAAGACUCCAUCUUGUGGGUCUCAGCAAUGUGCAAAACAUUGAUGAGGCUGAGAAGUUUGGAUUGUGCAGGCAUCAGCAGCUCAACUCAUUAAGACUUAGCAGCUACUACUUGAAUGGUAAUGAAGUUGCCAAAUUUGUGCCAGAUGACAUUGUACUUGAAAAGAUCAUACCUCCAAGGACCCUGGAACACUUCGAACUUCUGGGCUAUAAAAGUUCCAAGUUCCCUGAGUGGAUGCUGAGUUUGACAACCAUUUUGCCAAACCUUGUACACCUUAAGCUCUCGAACCUUGCAACGUGUGACCAUCUGCCUCCUCUUGGCCAGCUACCAAAAUUGCAGUCUCUGGUUAUAGAAGACAUACCAAAUGUCAAGGAUGUUGGAGAAGUUUUUGCUGGUUGCAGCAGACCAUUUCUGAAAUUGAGGGACCUCAAAAUCAGCAAUAUGCCAAACCUAGAAAGGUGGCUUACAACUCUAUCAACUAGCGAUAAAGAGGGGCAUGUGUGUACAUUCCCUAACCUUCACCAUCUGAAUGUGUCACGAUGCCCAAUGUUGAGAUUUGAACCGUCUCUUCCACAAUGCUUCUUAUUGGAAAUUGAGGCAUGUGAUGAGAUCUUGCUAGGACAACCUGAGACACCUUCACAAUUGCACCCUAUUCCAAUAAGAAGAAUAAGAAUCACGUCCUGUAAGUUGUUAUUCUCAGAGGGGUGUCAACUUCGGUUCUUAGAUUCCUUCAGUUCACUUAAGUUCCUGUCAAUAAACUGGUGUGAAGGCCUGAGCACUUGGGGAGAAAGCAUAGAAGCAUUAACCAGCCUUGAGGAGUUGGAGCUAUCAUCCUGUGACAUACCGGCAUUUUUGGGAAGAAUCACCUCAUUGCAGAGACUGAAAAUUGAGAUGUGCCAUAUACCUUGUGAUUUUCCUCAGCACUUGCUGCAACUUCCAUCCUUGCGAGAGUUGCAAAUGAGUGCAUGCGCAGCUGAAUUUGAGUUACCUGGUGAAAUUACCAGAGCCAUUUUGGCUCAUAUUCCAGAUAUCAGAAUAAACUUGGUGGGUUUCAUCAGGUGUAUAGAACAGAAUAAUGGUGUACUCUCUACAUGCCAAACUGCGCCAAGCCAGGAUUCAUCAGGUGAUACCAAGAUGCCACACCUGCGGAUCAAAAGGCCUGUCAAAGUACGAGUACGACAGCUGAAGCUCCGGCGCCGUGGUGUAACCUCUGUUCCAGUAAACGCGAGAACCAGAAACAAGACUAGAGAUACCAGCCAGCAAUCACGCCGUGAUAGCAAUCUUGAGUCUAAAGUAUAUGUUGGAGAUCUUAUCGACUUCUUAAUGCGGAUGAGACACAGUUCUCAAGAGGGGCAGAUGACAUGGCAUCACCGGAGCAUGGACCUGAGGGCAGGCGUUUCGCAGUUUAACUUAUUCUGAAAGGGAAAAU